Selaginella moellendorffii is the source of this 1142-nucleotide messenger RNA. RefSeq names its product short-chain dehydrogenase TIC 32, chloroplastic. NCBI's taxonomy places the organism in Eukaryota, Viridiplantae, Streptophyta, Lycopodiopsida, Selaginellales, Selaginellaceae. The record is from RefSeq and is a predicted model, not a curated record. Bases 30 to 995 code for a protein of 321 amino acids. The transcript is spliced from 8 exons.
UUGGAGCCCGUGGAGUUUGUUCGCCUGUCAUGGUAGGGUUCUUCAGCUACUUCACUGGAAAGCGCGGCCCUAGCGGCUUUGGAUCAUCCUCCACCGCGGAGGAUGUCGCGCAAGGGAUUUCGCUGCAUUCUCAGGUUGCGAUCAUCACUGGAUCGACGUCUGGGAUUGGAUUCGAGACCGCGCGGGUCCUGGCCAAGCACGGCGCUCAUGUCGUUGUCCCGGCCAGGAAAGUCAAGGACUCGGAGGGAGUGCGAUCGAGGAUUCUCAAGGAGUUUCCAGAUGCCACGGUGAGCGUUGGGGAGCUGGAUUUGAGCUCGCUGGCCUCGGUGAGGAAGUUCGUGAGCGAAUUCAAGGCUUUGGAACUCCCGCUCAACAUGAUCAUAAACAAUGCCGGGAUCUCUAGUGGGAAGUUUGUUCUAUCACCCGAGGGACUGGAGCUUGAUUUUGCGACUAAUCACAUGGGCCAUUUCUUGCUCGUGGAACUUCUGCUGGACGAUGUCAUCAAAACUUCCAGUGAGACAGGCAUCGAGGGCCGGAUUGUCAUCGUCUCCUCCGAGGCCCAUAAGUUUGCUCCGAAACAAAUAGUAUAUGAAAAGCUCAACGACAAAGACAGCUUUUCCUGGACGGGAGCCUACGGUCGUUCCAAACUGGCAAAUAUAUGGCAUGCCAAGGAACUUGCACGGCGGCUUCAGGAACGAAAUGUGAAUGUCACCGCGAACGCUCUCCAUCCAGGCGCUAUAGACACAAAUCUGGGACGUGAUUUCAACAAAAUUCUUGUUUCUACUGUUUUUUUCCUCGGAAAGCCUUUUCUAAAAACUGUCCCUCAGGGCGCUGCCACAACAGUUUACGCUGCGAUCCACCCCUCGAUGCGUGGAGUCACCGGGAAAUACUUGUGUGAUUGCAACGAAGCAGAGUGCAGUGCCACUGCCAAUGAUAUGAAAAUGGCUGCGGAGCUGUGGGAGUUUAGCGAGAAGUUUGUAGCAUCCCAUCCAUGACAAGGUAAUCAAUCCUACACAUAUAUCUGUCUUACAACACUACAUAUUUGGUGAUUUAAGUUCUCAGGAUUCGCAGUUGCCACUGUGAUCCUUGGAAGAACAUCGUCCAUGUAAUGAAAAGAAGGCAAAGUUUCUUUUUCCCGGUAA